Molecule: messenger RNA, 909 nt
Organism: Ramularia collo-cygni
Lineage: Eukaryota; Fungi; Ascomycota; Dothideomycetes; Mycosphaerellales; Mycosphaerellaceae
Exons: 1
Coding region: 1-909 (302 amino acids)
Biological process (GO): negative regulation of protein binding; regulation of ERK1 and ERK2 cascade; dephosphorylation
Cellular component (GO): nucleoplasm; cytoplasm
Molecular function (GO): protein tyrosine/serine/threonine phosphatase activity; F-box domain binding
Source: RefSeq, a predicted model, not a curated record
AUGGAUCGUGAUGGUCCCCCUGGCGGACCGACGAUAUCAUAUCCUCACCGCGCCGACAUCUACACAUACCGCGUUCCCACCCCACCGAGAAUAGUGGUGCCUCCACCGGCUCUUAACAGCGACGCCAUACCGGACAUCCACCUUUCAGCACUCCUCCAAACUCAUCACUUCCUCUCCGGCGUCAACUACAACAACCUGGUCUCGACCAACGCGCCCCUCGAAUGGACAUAUGAGCGCCGCCGCGAAGCUCAAACAGUCCUGCCAUUCCUCUGCCUAGGUCCCAUGACGGCCGCCAAAGAUGAAGCCUGGCUGAAGAAAGAAGGAAUCACCAUGCUGUUGGGUGUGCGACAAAAACAUCUGACAUUCCAGAGCAGAUUGAUGGAUUCAGCCCUGGCACUGGCAGACCGGCUAGGAAUUGAACGACACACCAUCGAACUCGCCAACAAUCAAGAUCUCAUCCACAGUUUCUCCCACAACAACCAGCUCAUCAAUCUCCACCUCGCCCGGAACUACGCCGCCACGGGCAACACGAGUCUAGGAAAAGUCCUCGUCUUUUGCGAGUCUGGGAAUGAGCGGAGCGCGGGUGUCGUGGCUGCAUACCUGAUGGAGACACACGCGAAUGUGGAUCACAUCAAAGCCAUGCAGUUGGUUCAGGCGCAGCGGUUCUGUGUCAACUUUGAUGAUAGUAUGAAGAGGUUGCUGGAGGGAUACUGGGAUAUUCUCCAGGCGAGACGAAGUGUGGCGGAUGAGGCCACGGCAGCUCCUCCCAGGCCAGAGUUCAAUCGAGCAAAACGCGGGUUGGAGAGGGAUGAUGAUGGGGACGAGUUGAUGGGCGCCGAGGAAAUGGAUGAUGUGGCGAGGUUUGGUGAGAGGAAGGCCUUUGCGCCCUUCAGGGACAAUGAGAUAUGA